This is a messenger RNA of Trichomonas vaginalis G3, 492 nucleotides long. RefSeq lists its product as uncharacterized. The transcript has a single exon. The record is from RefSeq and is a predicted model, not a curated record. NCBI's taxonomy places the organism in Eukaryota, Parabasalia, Trichomonadida, Trichomonadidae. The coding region runs from base 1 to 492 and encodes 163 amino acids.
AUGAACAAAAAACCCAUUAUUUAUGAAAAACUAAAGAUCAAAAGCAUUAAAAAUAUUGUUAUUCCGAAGGCAUUUGAACCACUGCUUGCUUUUGAAGAUCAUUUUUAUUCACUUAACGAAGAAAAUUUUGAAGAAACAACUAAAUUCUUCGAACAGUUUAUCCGUGAAGGUCCAGGAGAAACACCCAACGAUAACUUCCAAUACAUAUUUCAAUUCUUCAAAAAAGAUUCAUCAGAUUCUGAUAUCUUAUACUUUCGGAUUCUUCAAACUCUCGGCAAGAUCUUCAAACCUGAACUAAGUACGAACAACACGAAUAACUAUAAGUUGGCACGCAAAGCAGGCAUAGAUGUUUCAUAUCCAGAGGAAGAAAAAAUUUUUGAUUCCUCUGAUGACGAAGAGAAUGAUAUAUCAGACGAACUAAUACAAAUAAUCCGAAACGAUGAUGUGUCAAAAUUUCAACAAUACAUUCUUAAUGACAAUUCAAAACCUUAA